This is a messenger RNA of Callithrix jacchus (white-tufted-ear marmoset), 9287 nucleotides long. It is a transcript of the gene AMD1, whose product is annotated as adenosylmethionine decarboxylase 1. The record is from RefSeq and is a predicted model, not a curated record. NCBI's taxonomy places the organism in Eukaryota, Metazoa, Chordata, Mammalia, Primates, Cebidae. Gene Ontology annotation, cellular component: cytosol. Gene Ontology annotation, molecular function: adenosylmethionine decarboxylase activity; putrescine binding. Gene Ontology annotation, biological process: spermine biosynthetic process; spermidine biosynthetic process.
ACGCAGCGCCCUCGCUUACACAGUAUGGCCGGCGAUAUUAGCUAGCGCUCGCUCUACACUCUCUCUAACGGGGAAGCAGCGGAAUACAAGAGACUGAACUGUAUCUGCCUCUAUUUCCAAAAGACUCACGUUCAACUUUCGCUCACACAAAGCCGGGAAAAUUUUAUUAGUCCUUUUUUAAAAAAAGUUAAUAUAAAAUUAUAGCCAAAAAAAAAAGGAACCUGAACUUUAGUAACACAGCUGGAACAAUCCGCAGCGGCGGCGGCAGCGGCGGGAGAAGAGGUUUAAUUUAGUUGAUUUUCUGUGGUUGUUGGUUGUUCGCUAGUCUCACGGUGAUGGAAGCUGCACAUUUUUUCGAAGGGACCGAGAAGCUGCUGGAGGUUUGGUUCUCCCGGCAGCAGCCCGACGCAAACCAAGGAUCUGGGGAUCUUCGCACUAUCCCAAGGUGGGUCCCCAGGGCGCUCGCUGACAUCCGGGCCUGGGGACUGUCGCCGCCGCCGCCGAGGCACCAGUCACGGGUGGGGCCCGGGUUCCCGCAACCUUCAGGUGGGGGCAGGUCUGCGGGCAGGGAUCGCUUCGGCGGCCUUGGAAGGUGCGCGGUUUGGGGGAGAUCGGCCGUGUCCACGCGGGCCGGAUCCGGCUUCUCCCGCCGUCGUUGCCGCGCCAAGCACUGCCCUGGGGGAGGGGAGGAGGCCGGCGCGGCCGCGUGCUCAGGUAACGUCCCGCGCGGGGCGGCGGGCGGCGCGGCCCGUGGUGGUUUUACGGCCCCCGCCUCCCGACUUGCCCCUUGGUAGUAGUUGGCGGCAGGGGCCCCAGGUGGGGGUCGGGGGCGCCUCCGCGGGUUCCCUUCGGCAGGUGUGGCUCGGCCGGCUUAGGCGCUAAUUCGGGCGUGCCCGCCUCAGGGAAUGGAGGGCAGGAGUGGCGCUCGUUCUUGCCGCGGGCGCCGACCGAAGGGGCCCUCCCGGCCUGGUUUGAGGGGCUAGCGAGCAGGCCUCCCACCCGCGGUGGCCGCGAGCAGCAUGUGGCGCUCGAGCGGCGGGGAUUGGGCGGGAACAGUCGUGUCGCAGUGGCUGGGCCCCACCGCUGCCCUAACGUGCUCUGCGCCAGAGCCUUUUUGGGGCGGUUGGGCAGACGGCGCAGUACCCCUGGCUGCCCCCGACACGGCCGCGGAGCCCGCCGAGGGUUGCUCACCAGUCUCUUGACCUUGGUUUGUGUAACCUACGGACCCGGCGGGAGCCGGAGAAGUGCGGGUGUAGGGAGGCCCGCCUAGCCCAGGACAUAAUGCCUCUAAUGCCUUAAGCUUGAGCAAAGGAAUCUGGGGCCCACUCCCACCGCGGGCCAUCAGGCGGGAGAGAAUAAGCUGACCGCGCCGAAGAGGCGUUUUAGUUGGUAUUACUGUGGAAAUCCAAGUUUAAGUAAAAACACAGAGAUCCCCUGGCUUCUUGGGCCUUGUUCCCGGCGGCGGUCGCACCAGUAGCCACCCCACUGCCUUCCUAGGCCCUGCCACCGGAUUCCCGGCUCCUCUGCGCACAAGUGCGGCGAGUGGCCGUGUGGCGGAGUAACCGGCGUUGCCUGCUUCAUUGAGAGGCGGCGACCAAUGAGCUCCUGGGACCGACCCGGAGCCUGGCCCCAGGGUGUGGGCCAAUGGGCGUUUUAGGAAUGUUGGCUGCUCUCGGAGCUGCCCUUGACAAAAAGCAACUGGAAAAGGGAAUCCAGGCAGACACGUGCUACCAAGACUUUAAGGCACGAUGGGAAGCCCAGUUUCUAGCAGUACAUCGUGAGCGAUUCCAUUGUAGAAAAAAAUGAAAUAGGUCUAAUUUUUCAAGCUUCGCGUGACACUUAAAAUGUCUGUAGUGCUUGCUACGUGCCAGGCUCACGUGUAGAUUAUCGGAAGCAGUGCUUUGGUCAUGGAGAAGCUUAGUAUUCAUUUCACUGACGAGAAAGCUGGUAUUUUUGAUAGGCGUUUGGUAAAACGAUUGUGAUCAGGAUUAUAACCUAGAAAAUCUUGGCAAGGAAGAAAGAAUUAAUGGGUAAGAACAGUCCUAGAAAAUGAGUAACAGAAACUGUCACUUUGGCUUUUUAGAUGUUUGAGCCCUUAGAUAAGUAGUAAGUACAUGUUCUUAAUAAAGGGAAGAAGUUUGUGUUCUCACCAAGUUCUUGGCGGUUUGGCUCUUCAGAGUUUCCUGAGUCAAAGUGGAUGGAGGGGGAAGAGGCUUUUGAAAAAGCAGCCUGCUCUCUCUAAAUGUUUAAGAACCAUUUUUACUUUGUACUUUAAUCAGCCGAAAUUGUUUUUCAGUGUGGCUCUUAAAAUCAUGGCCAAAGUUAAACCUUGAAGGAUAAAAUAUUCCCUUGAGUAGAGUUCAUGAUUUAGUGCCAUCCAUUUUGUGGACAUGUAGCAUUCAUUAAACAACUGUUGUCGUCUACCGACACAUUGUAACUGUUGUAGAAAUAGCAAGUUAAGCAAGAACUGAAAAAUCUCUUGAUUUAAAGAAGAGGUCCGGUGGUGACCUUUGUAGGAGCAUUUUCAGUGACCACUCAAGUCGUUAUUUAUUUACCAGGUUGUUAAACCAACAAAAAAAACCUGAAAUCGAUCUUCGAUGAAUCACCUAAAAUCAACGGCCUAGCAAAGAGUAUCAUCGAUGGAGUCUGGUUUGUGGGGAUGUGGGGUGCCAGCCCCAGAGACCCCAGGGAAGAAUAAUCGGUCAUCUAGAAGAAUAAAGCAUGACAUGUUUUACUCAAAUGACAUGAUUAAGUGCACAGCCUCUGGAAUAGCAAGACUUGAAUUCAGCAUUUAAUAGCUAUGUGGGCUGUUUCCUCGUCUCUAAAAUGGAGGCAAUAAUGGUACAUAGCUCCUGGAAGAAGUGUUACCAGUCUGUUUAUAAAGCAUUUUAAACAUAUGGACAUAGAAAGGAUUAAGAGAGUGAGAGCCUUAAAUGUCCAAAGACAGCAUUAGUAUCCAUGCUAAAGGCAAGGAUAACAAGAUAAGGUUAUUAGGGAGAAAAAAAUUCCUGGAAAAAUAGCUUUCUAAAACUAAUGCAGGAAGAAAUAGAAAACCUAAAAUAGUCCUAGAACACCUAAAUAACUUGAAUCAGUCAUUAAUCAUCUAGGCCCAGAUGGUUUCUUUGGAGUAAAUAAUUCAAGGGAGAAAAUAUCCAACCUUUUUCACUCAUUCUGAGAAACAGAGGGAACAUGCUUCUCUCUGUUUGCUCAUCCCAAAGUCUGAAAUAUUUUUUUCGCCUAAACGAUGUUUACCUUUCAUAUUUAGAUCUGCAAUCCAUCUGGAAUUGAUUUUGUGUGUGGUGUGAGGGAAUAGAAUUCACUUUAAGCAAACUUGGCUCAUCAGUCCAAGCUUUAAUGCCAAGUUAAGCUGGAAUCCUUUCUGAUUGUACACUAAACACUGCUUCGCUCUUGAAGACCAUUUAAGAUAAUUUAUCUUAAUCUGAGUGGGACAUACUUUUGAAGGAUGUGCAAUGUUCAAUCAUAAGUGUGACAAAAACUGACAAGCAGGAAGCUUAUGUACUCAGUGAGAGUAGCAUGUUUGUCUCCAAGAGACGUUUCAUUUUGAAGACAUGUGGUACCACCCUCUUGCUGAAAGCACUGGUUCCCCUGUUGAAGCUUGCUAGGGAUUACAGUGGGUUUGACUCAAUUCAAAGCUUCUUUUAUUCUCGUAAGAAUUUCAUGAAGCCUUCUCACCAAGGGUACCCACACCGGAAUUUCCAGGAAGAAAUAGAGUUUCUUAAUGCAAUUUUCCCAAAUGGAGCAGCAUAUUGUAUGGGACGUAUGAAUUCUGACUGUUGGAACUAUUUUCAACUUUUAUGUAGGUACUUAUAUACUCUGGAUUUCCCAGAGAGUCGGGUAAUCAGUCAGCCAGAUCAAACUUUGGAAAUUCUGAUGAGUGAGCUUGACCCAGCAGUUAUGGACCAGUUCUACAUGAAAGAUGGUGUUACUGCAAAGGAUGUCACUCGUGAGAGUGGAAUUCGUGACCUGAUACCAGGUUCUGUCAUUGAUGCCACAAUGUUCAAUCCUUGCGGGUAUUCAAUGAAUGGAAUGAAAUCGGAUGGAACUUACUGGACUAUUCACAUCACUCCAGAACCAGAAUUUUCUUAUGUUAGCUUUGAAACAAACUUAAGUCAGACCUCUUAUGAUGACCUGAUCAGGAAAGUUGUAGAAGUCUUCAAACCAGGAAAAUUUGUGACCACCUUGUUUGUUAAUCAGAGUUCUAAAUGUCGCACAGUGCUUUCUUCGCCCCAGAAGAUUGAAGGUUUUAAGCGUCUUGAUUGCCAGAGUGCUAUGUUCAAUGAUUACAAUUUUGUUUUUACCAGUUUUGCUAAGAAGCAGCAACAACAGCAGAGUUGAUUAAGAAAAAUGAAGAAAAAACGCAAAAAGAGAACACGCGUAGAAGGUGGUGGAUGCUUUCUAGAUGUCGAUGCUGGGGGCAGUGCUUUCCAUAACCACCACUGUGUAGUUGCAGAAAGCCCUAGAUGUAAUGAUAGUGUAAUCAUUUUGAAUUGUAUGCAUUAUUAUAUCAAGGAGUUAGAUAUCUUGCAUGAAUGCUCUCUUCUGUGUUUAGGUAUUCUCUGCCACUCUUGCUGUGAAAUUGAAGUGCAUGUAGAAAAAAUCUUUUACUAUAUAAAACUUUAUAACACUUGUGAAAGCAACUCAAUUUGGUUUAUGCACAGUGUAAUAUUUCUCCAAGUAUCAUCCAAAAUUCCCCACAGACAAGGCUUUCGUCCUCAUUAGGUGUUGGCCUCAGCCUAUCUGGGACUGUUCUAUUGCUGCCAGAAUUUUACAUUGUUACCUCCACUUUCUAGAACAUAUUCUUUACUAAUAUUAUUGAAACCAAUUUCUACUUCAUACAGAUGUUUUUUGAAACCGCAAUUAAAGUUCUUCCAUGAGUCAAGUCCUUAAAAAAUGAUUCCAGUUACUCAUUUUGCAUAUUUACUAUUUUAACAUUAUUGGACCCUGCAUUUGUAGUGCUUUGAUUUCUUCCCUCUCCCUGGUGUCUCCCCCAAGACCCCAAAUAAAGCAAUACAUUGUUAACACUGUGGGUUUAUAUACUAAUUCUGUACCCCAGAUGAGGAAUGGGGGAGAUGGUUCCUGGGCUUAACAUUCUUUAAAGGGCAUGGGAAUUUAGCCUUAUUUUUGUUUUGUAAUGUGCUCUUUUGGAAAGUAGUUGAUUAGCAGGGAUGACUCAGAGUCAUAGAUUGAGAUUAGAGUGUACUGGCUGAACUGUGGAAAACAAACAAUUCUGUGUUCCUCAGUAAAUGAGAUUAGCAUCUAAUGAGUAGCAUACCUUUACUAACUUACUAAGUAGUGGUAUAAAAGGAUUUUUAUUUAGUUAAUUACCAGAGAGAUUUAACGUAAUUUUGUUCUGGAUUCAGUAAAUCAAGUCAGCUUGGAUCAUUCACCUUAACUUUUCCUUUAGCAACCGUUUCCAUUAAAUAGUGUUCUAUAAACUUUGAUCCAAAGCAGAAUCAAUGUCUUUUCAUCUUGUGACUUAAAGUUCUGUGACUGUGAUGCAUGUGAGUGUUCUGACUUCAUCUGUUCCUCUAACUAUGGUGUUUCCCUCACCAUGGCAUUCAUAGGGUGAAAUGUGAAUGACUGUCCAGAAUGUGAAUUGUCCACAUUCAGGUAAACAUCAUGAAGCAGAAUACAUGAAUAAAUAAGUAAAACAUAACAAAAUUAUAAAAUACUCAAUGGAAAAUGUCUAGAAAUACAGACUUUCAAGAGUUGGUAUCUUUUAGGUAUAUUUGUCAGAUACUCUGGGAUUUUAAGGAACUGAGAAAACAGCAAAGUUAACUGAAUUUUAUAUUUAUUGUCCUCUAAAUAUUUUGAUAAUUUCUGGAUUGAUGCAGUGAUGUUUUUGUUCCUUCCGUAUUUAUAAAUGAAACACCUUUUUUUAGUGUUUCUAAACCUAAAAUCUACUUGGUUUGAAAUCAAGUGGUUGGAACACUGUUUGACUUUUUAUUUGAAACAUGUUGUUGAUUGAAAGUUUCAUUGAGGAAGUUUUCAAUCAGUGUGAUCAAUUUGAUUCUGUAAUGAGCACAGUAUCUAAUAUUUUGAGGUGCUCUGUUUUGAGGACCAAUGCUCAAGGUGGACUUUGUUGUUACAUAAUAUCCCAAUAGAUUUGUUGACUUGAGGUCUGGAGGGUUUUUUUUUCCUUUUUUUUUUCUAAUAGAAUUAAGAAUUCUAAUGUUGAAAAACUGCACAAAGUUGUGUGGGACAAAGCCUAGAAAGCAGAAAUGUAGAUUGAAUCAUCAUCUAAAGCAUGAUGUGAUAGAGGAGGGAAAGUUUGGUGCCAUAAUUUCUCCUUUCACUGGUGUUGGACUUUAAAUCAGUUGAAAUGUAUUUCUGUACCACAGUUUACGCUUCAAUAAAAGUUUAAUUGUCUAGUGACAUUCAGAAACUUUUCUGUUGCCCUGUUUUUUAAAGUAUCCUACUUGACCAAAUAAGUUUAAAAUCAAUAUAGCAAUGUGUAUUUGUGAGUUUAGAGAUGAAAGGUUGGAAGUGUUAGGUCCCAACCUUUAUUACAGAUAGUAGACUCUUGAAACUGGUUGAGGAUGAUCAAACUGUAAGUUUCCUUAUUUCAUUCAUGGCUAUUUCUUUCUGUUAAGUAGAAAGGAAUUAUAAGCUCUAUAGUUUUCUUUAUUUUUCUAACUUAGGGUCUUGUUCUGUUAUCCAGGCUGGAGUGCAGUGGCUUUUCACAGGUGCAGUCAUAGCAUAUACUGCUUCUUGACUUCUAGCCUCAAGCAGUCAUGCAGAUUCCCAAGUAGCUGGGACUGCAGGCUUCUGCCAUAAUGCUUGACUUAUCAUUUUCUUCAUUUGGCAACAUUUUAGUUCUGCUGUCAAAUAGGUAAUAAGCUGAAAAUCUUCAGAAAAUGUAUAUUCUGAUCUUUUUCAGAAUAUGCUUCAGUUAGAAAAUAUUUUCUCAAUUUUCAUUAAAAACAGAUUGUGUCCCUAGAAAAGCAGAAUGUUAUAUAUCUGUGCAGUAGGUAUUCACAAGAUUCAUUUGCUGAAAACAGGUGAGUGAAGUCAGUGGUUCAUUAAUGAGCAGUCAUGAAUUUUUGAUCAUAGACACAUAAGUGAAAAAUGUGAUGAUAUUUUAUUCAGGAUGGACAAUUGUGAUGGAUUUGUUGGGUUCCAGGCUUCAGGCUUUACAUUCGCAUCUGCCUUGCCCUUCCUCUUGUCAUAAUGGAAGAGGUGCUGCUUAUUUGGAUUCCAUCCUUGCCUGCUUUCAGAGACUGUCCUGUGAUUUCCUAAAACAUUUCCAUUAGUUUUACUUCUCUGAUUUUCUUCACUUAGGGUCCUCCAUAGGCCUCGUUGCUAGUGCCUUGAAUGAUGGCAAGGGUCCAAAAAAAAUUUUUUUUUUUUUGAGAUGUUCUUGCUCUGUCACCCAGGCUGGAGUGCACUGGUGUAAUCUCAGCUUGCUGCAACCUCUGCCUCUUAGGUUCAAGUGAUUCUCAUGCCUCAGUCACCCAAGUAGCUGGAACUGGGACUACAGGGAUGUGCCAUCAUACCUGGCUAAUUUUUGUGUUAUUAGUAGAGACAAGGUUUCACCAUGUUAGCCAGGCUGGUAUUAAACUCCUGACCUCAGGCACUGCUCACCUUGGCCUCCCAGGGUGCUAAAAUUACAGGCGUGAGCCACUGCGCCUGGUAAAGUGUCCAAAUUCUUAGUCCAAAACUGAACUUUGGGUCAGACACCAUGGCUUACAUCUGUAAUCCCAAAAGUUUGGGAGGCUGAGGUGUGGGAGGAUUUCUUGAGCCCAGGAAUUUGAGGCCAGCCUGAGCAACAUAGUGAGGCCCCAUAUCUAUAAUAAAUAAGAGAUCGAGGCUGCAGUGAGCUGUGAUCACACCACUACGCCAGCUUAAGCAAAAGUAAGACCCUGUCUCAAAAACAAAAAUCAUGACCUUUGUGCAGUAGCCACCAUUUUCCUGAAUUCUAAACAGAACCCUAUGGUGAAAUUUGAAACACAUAGCUAGAGGUCUUUGACUUCAAGGUGGCAAGAGAACCAUCAAAGAGACAUGUCAAGGGAUGUCUGGUAAAUGGUUGGAUAUAUAUGGAGCCCAGACAAUAGAUUUUAGAUUUGUAAACAACAUCUUAAUUUGGAGAAUUUUUUUUUUUUUUUAAUUGAGACAGUCUUCGUUGCCCAGGCUGGAGUGCAGUAGCGCUAUUUCAGCUCACUGCAACCUCUACCUCCUGAGUUAAGUGAUUCUUCUGCCUCAGCCUCCUGAGUAGCUGGGAUUACAAGUGCCUGCCACCAUGCCUAGCUAAUUUUUUGUGGUUUUAGUAGAGAAGGGGUUUCACCAUGUUGGUCAGGCUGGUCUGGAUCUCCUGACCUCAAGCGAUCCACUACCUCAGCCUCCCAAAGUAUAGGGAUCACAGGCGUGAGCCACCGCUCCCAGCCUUAACGUGGAGAAUUUUCAAACCUACAAAGUAAAGUGGUACAAUAAACCUUUAUAUACAAGUUUCGGCACCAUUCUAAUUUAGCAUAUCUGUCUACUAACUAUAUGCCCAUCUUUUUAAGUAAAAUUUAUUUGAACUGAAAUACAUAAAUCCAGCUGGGUGUGGUAGCUCAUGCCCAUAAUCCUAAAUUAGCAAAGCAUGGUAGUACAUGUCUGCAAUCCCAGCUACACUGAAGGCUGAGGCAGAAGAAUCACUUGAACCCAAGAGGCGGAGGUUGUGGUGAGCCAAGAUUGUGCCACUGCACUCUAACCUGGGCGACAGAGUGAGAAAUCUCAAAAAACAAAAACCUAAGCUAUAAUUAUGGUAAAUGGUUCUCCUUCGCCCACAUCUUACCAGGACAAAAGUUCACUUAUCUCUACCCAGGCAAUUAAGCAAUACUCUGACCACCACACUAAAUGUUUUCAUCAUGGACUGAGGUUCAUUUAUUUCCUUUCCCUGAAACUUUGUAAUUCUUUUAAGCAUAAAUAUUGUUAAGGUUCAACGAUCCUUAUUACUGAGUAGGAGUCUGUUGUAUGAAUAUAUUAUAAUUUGUUCAACUGUUUUCCUGUUAGUGAACAUUUUAUUGGUUUCUAGUUUUUGGCAAGUGUGAGUAAAGCUGCUAUGAAUAUUUGCACACAAGUAUUGUGACUUCUGGGUGUGUCGUGGUAUCUUGUGGUUUCAGUCUGCAUUUCUUGAUGACUAAUGAACAUGUUCUCAUGUGUUUAUUGGCCAUUAAUAUGUCUCUGAGUUUGAGUGUAUAUUUUUAAAUUAGGUUGGUUUUUAUUACCAAGUUAUAGGAACUCUGUAUUUCAAAUAAAAUUUCUUGUCAGUUAUUUUGCAAAUA